Messenger RNA from Lolium rigidum, 1850 nucleotides. RefSeq lists its product as uncharacterized. Gene Ontology annotation, cellular component: cytoplasm; nucleus. Gene Ontology annotation, molecular function: nuclear export signal receptor activity. Lineage: Eukaryota; Viridiplantae; Streptophyta; Magnoliopsida; Poales; Poaceae. The record is from RefSeq and is a predicted model, not a curated record. Gene Ontology annotation, biological process: ribosomal small subunit export from nucleus; ribosomal large subunit export from nucleus; protein export from nucleus. The transcript has 17 exons. Bases 248 to 1603 code for a protein of 451 amino acids.
UCGCAGAGGCAGAGGCAGAGCGGGCGAAGCCGGGGCGCCAUCCUCCUCCUUCCCCAACGCCUCCUCCGUUGCCCUUGCCCCAGCGCCGCCGUCUCCCUCGCUCUCCACUUCGUCCCAAAUCCUUACCUUUCCCCCUUGUACCUCGAACCCUAGAUUGGACCUCCUCCCGAAGCAGCAGCAGUCGCCGUUCCCCUAGAUUGGACCUCUCGACGACUGUCUCGUUGUCCGCAACGACGACCUGCUCGUCAUGUUUGCCGUCGACAAUUUAGAGCUCAAGGCGCAGCGGGAGCACAAGGAGGCGGAAGACGCACCAUCGCAUGAAGUCUCGAUUUGGAAGGUUGAAGAAGAGUUUAGGGAAUAUAUUGCAGCUUAUGUUGACAUGUUGCAUCAAGUGAAUGAAAUGGAGGACUGCCUGGAGUGUGAUUAUUCUUCUCCGUUGGAUCUCUUUGAUAAAUUAAAACCUGAUUUUAAAUCCAAACAUGGUAUUGAUAGCGCCGCUCAUGAUUACGUCUGGACCAUGUUAAAUAUUUUGUCGCGGAAAAUGUCUGUAAAGCAUUGGCAGAGACGGAAUGAACAAAUGUUUCAAUUUUUUUGUGGACUCUUCGAUUUUAAACCUUAUCUUCAGCAUUCAAGUUAUGACGACAGUAUGGUGGAACAUGUGAAAAAUUUAGAGGGAUAUCCUGGUCUUGCUGAUUUUCUUAGGGUAUCUGCUCUUGAGGAGUUCUGUGAAAUUUUGCUGUUGUGGGAGCCUCAAUUCCAUCCUAUGAUCCGUAAGGGCCACGAACAUGUGCUUAGGGAAAUACUUCAUCAUUCGACUUAUCUGGAAAACAUAACUUAUCUGCAGCCAUUGCAACCAGCUAUAGGAGAUUUUCCGGUGCAUUUGGUAACUUACGCAAGAAAUUAUAUUGACAACAUGAACAAAACGUAUCAUGUUGCAAAAGAACAAGCAAGAUUGCAUGAAAAGUUUGAUGCACAUUUGGCUUCAGGUGCGUUAGAUCAGCAUAUCUACAAGGAUGAUGCACUGAAUGCUGUUCUUGAUGAUAAUCUCUUACCCACACAAUUUUCAGUUCUGGAUCAUGAUCUCAUUAAGUUGUCUUUUGAGCGAAGAGCUAAAUUUAUGGACAUGCAAUAUCAACUAAAUUCAUAUUACAAAUGUGUUCAAGAUGCUAUUAAUGACGAGCAGCUGAGAGUUGGACUUCAAAGUUUGAUUGUUGAGCUGGACGAUAAAGGUUUUUUUUGCAUUGCCGAUGAUGCUACCGAUUCGGACAAUGAAUCUCACUUUUCAGAACUUGUGGCUGCAUUCAAGAAGCAAGUUUUCACAUCGUUUCAGCUUCCAGACUAUUAUGUUAUUCGUGGAAUUAUGGAUUAUCGAGCAAUGUCACUUAUGAUUAGCUCAUGCUGCUCAUGGCUCGAUACUUUUGAAGAGGUUGUCGGUGAUGCUUAUCGUAGGUGGAUGCUUAAAAGUCACCUGUUUUGGAUGGACACAAGAUACUAUAAGCACCACUACUAUGAUGUCAUUCAACAACCAUUCGAAAAGAUAUGGAAGAAGGAUCAUAAAAAAAAAGACAUGGAAGAAGGAAUAACAGAUUCAACCAUGGAGUAGAUUGGAUGGACUAGGGUUGACAGUAUGCUGCUACAUUAUCGUAGUUAGUUGAAGUGGCCUCUUUCCUUUAGGCAAGAAAACAUCAGAGGUUGUGUAAAUAAGAAGGGCAAUCCUAAAAACUAUAAAUAAGAGAGAAAUAUAUAUAUUAAUUCAACCGGUGGUUUGGGCGGGUUACUGAACCCAGCCCGUCCAACACAGUUUCAGCUAGGGUUGAAAAUAAAACGGAAACGGACACAAACAUGCUUUA